Messenger RNA from Prunus armeniaca (apricot), 228 nucleotides. The record is from the annotation of a GenBank genome assembly. NCBI's taxonomy places the organism in Eukaryota, Viridiplantae, Streptophyta, Magnoliopsida, Rosales, Rosaceae.
AUGGUGAGGCAAGCGGUGGUGUUGGGUGGUGUGUUUAGUCCGAUGCUGGCGGCCGCUGGGAGAGCCAAUGGCGGGUUUUUGUCGUAUGGAGUGUUUGGGGUUGUGGUUGGGGUUUGUGGGUUGUUUGCUUUAUGUUUGCCAGAGACAAGAGGCUGUGGGAUUUGUGAUACGAUGGAUGAACAAGAGUACAAAGACACAGCUGCUUGUAACGCGGUUGGUCGUGUCUAG